AUGACUUCCCGCAAGCGCUCUGCAGAGGACUCGGUGGCCCAAUCCAAGAAGGCCAAGACAGGCAGAUCCCUUGUGCCGCCCCAGACUGAUGACAAUGGUGAUAAGUUCUGGGAAGUCUCGAAGAACCGUCGCGUCACCCUCUCCAAUUUCCGCGGCAAGAACAUGGUCAGCAUCCGUGAAUACUACGAGAAGGAUGGCAAGGCUCUUCCCGGCAAGAAGGGUAUCUCGCUCCCAAUGGAUCAAUUUUCCGCCUUCAUUACCCUUUUGCCCGAGAUUGAGGAAGCCCUCGUGGAGGCAGGAGAACAUCCUCCGCGGGCAAACUAUGAUCGCCCUGCCAAUGACAAUGAUGAGGAUGUUGAGGGUGGAACUGUGAGCCCUUCUAAGCAGAAUAUCGAAGAGACUAGUGAUGAGGAGGAGUAA
Messenger RNA from Penicillium chermesinum, 420 nucleotides. RefSeq names its product transcriptional coactivator p15/PC4 family protein. Gene Ontology annotation, molecular function: transcription coactivator activity; DNA binding. The record is from RefSeq and is a predicted model, not a curated record. The transcript is spliced from 2 exons. Lineage: Eukaryota; Fungi; Ascomycota; Eurotiomycetes; Eurotiales; Aspergillaceae. Gene Ontology annotation, biological process: positive regulation of transcription initiation by RNA polymerase II. The coding region runs from base 1 to 420 and encodes 139 amino acids.